Molecule: messenger RNA, 1569 nt
Organism: Bacidia gigantensis
Lineage: Eukaryota; Fungi; Ascomycota; Lecanoromycetes; Lecanorales; Ramalinaceae
Exons: 1
Coding region: 1-1569 (522 amino acids)
Cellular component (GO): mitochondrion; membrane
Molecular function (GO): D-arabinono-1,4-lactone oxidase activity; FAD binding
Source: RefSeq, a predicted model, not a curated record
AUGGACAUCAACCACGAAAUUGAGCAUUAUGAUCCUGAUGUCCCAUUUCGGGCUUGCUCGGGAUAUAAACAUCACACGUGGGCGAAAACGUUCCAUUCGUAUCCAGAGUACUAUAUCCAGCCUCGCAGUAUUGAGGAGCUGAGAAAGACUAUCAUUCUUGCUCGAAAAUGUCGGCGACAUAUCACUGUUACGGGUUGCAGCCAUUCUCCUUCAGAUCUAACAUGUACGAGCUCUUGGCUUGUGAACAUCGACAAUUUAGAUCAAGUACUAGAUAUGGAUGAAGAGACGGGUGUUGUACAGGUGCAAAGCGGCAUACGUCUUCAUGACUUCGGCUCGAAACUUGGAGAAGUAGGUCUGGCAAUGCCAAACCUGGGCAGCAUUGACCAUCAGUCUAUUGCGGGCGCGAUCAGCACUGCAACACACGGAAGCUCGCUGCAGCAUGGUUUGCUCUCUCGCUCGGUGCUUGCCCUGAAGAUAAUGCUAGCGGAUGGUACUAUAGCAUCCUGUUCUAAAGAGGACAAUUUGGAUCUCUUCCGCGCUUCUUUGGUCAGUCUUGGGGCGAUCGGGAUCAUUACUGAAAUUACGUUCCAGGCUGUACCCGCGUUCAAUAUAGAGUGGGCGCGGCGUGUGCUUCCACUAAGUGAAGUCUUAGGGAAAUGGGACGGCGAUUUAUGGAACGCUGGAGAGUUCACCAGGAUUUGGUGGAUGCCCUAUGCCAAGCAGUGUGUCAUUUGGAGUGCAAACAAGACCACAAAACCUCUGCGUCCACCGCCAAACGAGUUCAUGGCCGGGAAACUAGGGUAUCAUAUAUAUCAAGCGCUUCUCUACAUCUCAAAUUGGGUAUCCCCACUGGUACCAUUGUUGGAAAGACUACUGUAUAAAUCUCAAGAGGGAAAGACGACCACAGCAGUCGCAAACGGACAUAGUGGUCUCUUGAUGAAUUGUUUCUUCUCUCAAUUCGUUAAUGAAUGGGCAAUUCCUCUUAAUAAAGGCCCUGAAGCAUUGAGUCGUUUGUCACGCUGGCUCAAUGGUGAGGAGGAAUCCGGAAUUCCAUUCAGCUCCAAAGGCCUCUUCGUCCAUGCACCAAUUGAAGUGAGGAUCACAGACUCCACGUCGACGAAACCCAGACCAUACCUCGACAAUACCGUGUCGGAUGGUCCAACUUUGUAUUUGAAUGCUACCCUCUACAGACCGUACCUGGCUGACCCGCCUUGUCGCGCUCGAUAUUACGAAGCAUUCGAGUGGUUGAUGAGAGAGAUGGGUGGUCGGCCUCAUUGGGCAAAGAAUUUUGCAACCAUUACCAGUGAAGACAUCACCACUAUGUAUCCAGAAGCGGAAGAUUGGGUUCGCAUUCGAAACAAACUAGAUCCAGACGGCAUGUUUAUAGGUGACUGGCACCGACGGCUGUUUUUGUUAGGUCGGCAACUUCCGUUGGAGGAACGUCUUUACCAGAGCAAGUCCGCUUGGGCAGGGGGAACUCACUGGUACGGAACGAUGGAUAACGGAAAGCCAAGCCCACAAGGCAGUGACGAAAGCUUCGAUCUCGUUGAUGCAGAGAUUAAAGCAUAG